This is a messenger RNA of Mangifera indica (mango), 7819 nucleotides long. RefSeq names its product NAC domain-containing protein 89-like. The coding region runs from base 2127 to 3173 and encodes 348 amino acids. The record is from RefSeq and is a predicted model, not a curated record. Gene Ontology annotation, biological process: regulation of DNA-templated transcription. NCBI's taxonomy places the organism in Eukaryota, Viridiplantae, Streptophyta, Magnoliopsida, Sapindales, Anacardiaceae. The transcript is spliced from 6 exons. Gene Ontology annotation, molecular function: DNA binding.
CCAUAGAAAAUUGGUUUCAGCUGCUCGUUCUCGAAAUUUCUUUCUCUGUCAAUUUUUUUAUUGUAUUGAAUCAGAAAUGGGUUUUAUUUUUUGGUAGUCCGAAAUGGGCGGUCUUGGGGAUUUGGAUUUCGUUUCCCUUCGACCGAUGGUGGAAUCGUCUGUCUUCGGAAGCAAAAGAAGAUUGUUGACCCUGAUUUCUAUGUCCAAUCUAUCUAUCAAAUUUGUAUUUGAUAGUUUGAAGCCCCUGCUUUGCUCGGGCAUUUACCAUGGUAGUCGCAUGAAGUUGGUUGGUUCUUAAUUCAAGUAGAACCUCAACUACUAUGGAGCUAUCGGAUGUCCACUCCGGUAGAACCUCAACUACUAUGGAGUUAUCGGAUGUCACUCCGGUAGAACCUCAACUACUAGUGAGGUAUCGGAUGUUGAUUCUGGUAGAAUUUUAAUUUGUAGAACCUCAACUACUUCCAUAACCUCACGACCUCACUUACAUUGGAUACUUCCAAUAGAAUCUCAUCUGCUAUUAGUGAGUUUUAUCAUGGGUAGAACCUCAAUUUCAAGGGCUCGCAAGCAAUUCUUCACUGAAGCUAGAAAGGUUUGUGGGUAGAACCACCACAACUCGCAGAAUUUGUUGCACUUGAUGAUUGUAUGGGUUAGACAUAACGCUUUCUUUGAACUGUAGUCAGUCACCAAUGGAUCUUAAACAGAGAUCCUCCCCAAAUUCAAACGAUUUCCACUGUGAUUGUAGUUUGUGGAAUUCUCCAUUCAGCCAUGAGGAUGAAGAUGUUGUGAAUUCAGGAGUUCAACUUGUGAAAACCUGCAGUUCAACUCGUGAGAGAGCAGUGACUGAAAGUGAACCCAUGAAGGCAUGGGUAAAUGAAUAUCCUCCAUUAAAUUUCUGAGAAUAGAACUGUAAUACGAAGUUCAUCACAAUUAAACUCUGUAGAGAAAUAUUGUUAUAGUUGACAUAAAUUGUAAUAAUGUUUCAUUCAUGCUGUGGUGUACAUCCAAUCUCUCUAAUCUUUUAGAGAUAAGUAGUUGCGGACUUCUUGUUUGAAACACUUGAAAACUCAGCCUGUUUUUUGUCUCUAUGUUACAGUAUGACCAAUUUCUGGCAAUUGGAGCUUGUUUGAUGGGAAUGCUUACUCUACAGAGUGCCAGUAAACGCCAAUGGUUCAUAAACUUAUAUAAUUCUGUUAGUGACCACGCUGAGUUCAUCAUGCGAUCUACCUUAGGCAACUCCGAUCGAGAAUGGUGUGAGUUCAUGACUCAUGAGAUCUUUGCAUUAAAUUUUUUCCUUCUCAAUUUCUGAAUAAGUUUAUAAAAAAAAAAAAAAAAAACCAUGUAUUACCAGAAGAACCUGCAAAUCUCGUGUAAUUAUUAAUCAGCUAAAACAAUCAAUUGAUCUUAAUAAAUCAACACCAUUAACAGUUGACAUUUUCCAUGUUGGACAUAAUCCAAUAUGUAUUGCUUAUGGUGAGUUGAGCUAUAGGCUAACAUAUUUGAGUGCUGCUCUUAUUUGGGCUAAAUUUUCAUGGUUCGAAUUUUGAUCAAAUGGGAUUUGUUGGCACUGUCUAUAAAAGAUUGUAUUAAUAACACAAAGAAAGCACAGAGGAAAAAAAUUUGUGGAGGGGGACUCAUAACUAUUCAUAUUCGAUAUUGGCUUGUUUCUGCUGAUCAGUCAUAGGUCCACUUUUGGUUUUGUCUUUUUUGUUUUUUUUUUUCCCGAAAUAAAUAAUCUAGGAUGACUCUCUGAUUCGUUGUAAUCUUGAAAUAAUAAUAGUAAUUAUUUGGUCGGUCACGAACAUACAAAGAAAGAUAAACUCUAGGAAAAGAAAAUUUCUCUGAAAUCUCCAGCCUUUCUGCUUGGAUGGAAAGAAAAAGCUCUUAUUAGUAAAAUAGGAAUCAUAACUAAUGUGGGGUCUUCUUUAGAGUACUUCAGAGCUAAGCUUAACACUGUGGAAGAAAUAAAUUUAUAAAGACGCCUUCGACUCAUCAUUAAACAAACAUCACUCAUAUAGCGUCGGAGCAAAGCUAGUACUUUGAAUCAGUUACCCACUUUCCUCUUCUUAUUUCUCAAACACCAAGAUUUUCUCAUCAAAUUAAUCCAGAGAUAUCUACCUGAAUCAGAAAUGGAUUUCGUUGCUUUUUUCAGAUUCCGUCCCACUGAUGAAGAAAUCAUCCGUCUUUUGGAACAAAAGAGGCUUGACCCUGAUUUCUCUGUCCAUACUAUUUCUGAGAUUAAUAUCUACGAUUUCGAACCUUCCGAGUUACCUGGGCUAUCACGAAUUCAGUCCGAUGAAAAAUGGUGCAGCUUUUUCAGUCAACCUGAUUAUAUAAAUGCUGAUACCAAUCGCGUUAGCAGAGCAACUAAGACAGGUUACUGGAAGCUAACCGGGAAAGGUUGUAAAAUCAAGGCUAAACACAGCAAGGCGGUCAUUGGUAGCAAAAGAAUUUUGGUUUUCUAUGAACGGCCCGGUGGUUCGGUGGAGAUAAGGACUGACUGGGUUAUGCAUCAGUUUUCCAUAGGAGAAAAUCCUCUUUAUAAGAAGGAUUUUGUUGUGUGUCGCAUAAAAAGAAAAAGAGAUAAGAAGCGUCGUGUUUCAACCAAUGUUGAAGGUCAACAAAAUAAGAAGCCCUGCAUAUCAACCAGGAAUGAGGGUGAACCAAGUCAUAGGAUUGCUUUUGAUAAUGGCAAUCCUGUUGAAGAUAAUACUAGAAAUUGUGUUGCAGAAGGGACAUCACCAGAAUCGCAAUGUCCACCAAGUAUUUUUUCAGCUUCUAGUCAUAGACAUCAUGUUACAGAGAGUAAUUUGCAAGUGGAUCCCCAGCAUCUUGCAAAAUCAAAUGCGCUGAAUGAGUGUAAUGGGUUGGAUUGCAGAUCUUUCUCAGCACUGCAGUUACCAAUAAACUUGGAACAGAGACCCUCAUACUCUAGUGUGUCUGGUAAUGACCAUGAUGCAUCAAAUUCUCUGUUCAGCGGUACGAGGGAAGCUAACUAUGUGAAUCCACAUCAAUGUAUCCAGAAUGAAUACCCUUGUGAAGAUGUGGGAGAUAGUAGUCUUCCUCUUGACUUCACCUCGACAGAAUCAUUAGCUGGAAUUUGCAGUGGGGUGACCAGUGAAUUUAACUCUGAAUCAGAAACCUUAAUUGAAUGGGUAAAUGGUUUAUUUGCAUAAUUCCUAGCAUUUGUAAACCAAAUUCUGUAUUUUUGACAUUGUAAUGAUGUUCCACUCAUGUAUCUAUGUAUUAUCAUUUCUGCCUAUCUCUCGGGUGGAUUUCCUAUUUGACAACUAUUCCCAUUGUUGAUAUUGUCAUUCUAGUUCCUCUUAGUGUUAAUCUCGUCAUUUCUAACUUCUUCUAGCAUCGAUUUUGUCAUUUACAGUUGCAUCAUGCACCAAUCUCCUCUCAGAUUAUUCCCACCAUUUUUAACUUCUUUCAAUAUCGAUCUUGUCACUUUCAACAACUCAUUCCUACAUUUAAUAUGGUGGUUCACCCACUACUUGACGCACCUUUCCCAAUUGAAUCGCGGUUCAAAGAACUCUAAUAGCUAAAGCCAUUGGAUUGUCACUCAAAAGUUCUGCCACCUUCAAUGAGCAAUAUAUGUGCUAAUGCCUUAGUGGUGCAGUGCAGGUUGCUAUGAUCCUCUCUCUUAACAAUAUACAGGUACUUAAUAUUUUUUUAUACACCUUACCAACAAAAUUUUUUACUGCUAAGGAUAUGAUGAUUCCUAAAUUAUAAUCUUGAAUGCAUUUAUAUAAGAAUAGUAAAAUUAAAAUAAAUCAGAAUUCCAGAUGGCUUUGAAUUCUAAUACUAGAAAGCAUGUCAAUGAAAAUUCUUUUUAAGAAGUGAGAAAAAAUAUUAAUCAGUGUCAACUAUUGUGUAGUGUUGGUUCUCUAUGAUUCUUUACUUCAGCUAGAACCUCAACUGCACCAUUUGGAAUCUGUUCCAUAAAAUCAUUUUCCAGAAAAUAAAAUUUGUCUUGGAGGAAAAAUUGCCUUACUUAAGUUACUUUGUUUGACAAAUAUUGCUAUUGUGGCUGCUUUGUUUGACACUGUAAGAAUGCUAAACAUUUUCAUUGUUGAGAACAAUGGUCAGAUUUUUUGGACCAUCUUGUUUAAAACAUUUGAAAACUCAACUCGUCAUGUCUUAAUUAACAGGAAUGCAAUUGAUCUGUCUAAGCAGGAUGUUGAGGUAGGAAAGCUCUAUUAUAGAUUUUGUAACAUCUUGCAUUGUCCGUUUAGGAUAUGCAACCCAUCAAAAAUUUGUUUUUGGGCUUUAUAAUCUCAAAUGCAUAGUAAAAAUUUAACAGGAAUCCAAUACAAUUUUGCUUAAAGUUUGCAAAAUCCAAAAGCUUUUUGGACCAGAUUACUUGAGCAGGAUGUUCAAAUUUUUUCAAGAAUUAAUUUAUAUAUUAUUUGAAUGAUGCUGCUCCCAGUCCCUCCACUAAAAAAGUAACACAUGUAUUGAUCCACACACAACUUACUUGAGAAAUGAUGUGAUCCAUAGUUUCUUUUUAAUCCUGUGGUGAACAACAUGAUAAGAAUAAAAUUUGAGCUUUUAAAAUGAUAAGAAAAUCCAACAUCGAGAAGGAGGAAGGUGGUGGAAAAUUAAAAGCACUUGAGGAAUCAUAAAAGCAAAACCUUCUUUGAGAAGUGGAUAGACGAUGACACAUCAGUCUUUUAAUUUUAUAGGCUCCUUAAUAUAGAAGGAGACAGAGGCAUGUGGGAUGACAGACGGUGGGGUCUUAAAUUAGACUUUAACGCUACCACUUGUUACAACUUUAAUCAAAUGUUGAGUUUUCUAUGUAUAUAAACAAAUGCACCCUCUCAGCCUUCCAUAGCAACUUGGUUUCAACUUUCAACUUUCAACUUUCAACUGCUCUGUCUCGAGAGAGUGUUCUCUCUCUCUUUCCUUUUAUUUUUCUUUAUUGAAUCAGAAAUGGGUUUUAUUUUUUAGUAGUCCGAAAUGGGGAAUCUUGAGGAUUUUGAUUUCGCUUCCCUUGGAGCGAUGGUGAAAUCAUCUGUCUUCGGAAGAAAAAGAAGAUUGAUGACCCUGAUUUCUAUGUCCAGUGAAUCUAUCAAAUUUAUAUUUGAUAUUUUGAAGCCUCUGUUUUGCUUGGGUAUUUACCAUGAUAGUUGUUGGAAAAAAAGUGAUUCUUUUUUCAGGUAGAACCUCAACUACUAUGGAAAUACUUGAUUUUAUCUUCGGUAGAACCUCAACUACUAUGAAGAUAUUGGAUUUUGACUCCGGUAGAACCUCAACUACUAUGAAGAGACUGGAUUUUGCCUUUGGUAGAACCUCAACUACUACGCAGACACUGGAUCUUGCCUCCGGUAGAGCCUCAACUACUACGCAGACACUGGAUCUUGCCUCCGGUAGAGCCUCAACUACUAUGCAGACACUGGAUCUUGCCUCCGGUAGAGCCUCAACUACUACAAAGAUCUGGAUCUUGCCUCCGGUAGAGCCUCAACUACUACGCAAACACUGGAUCUUGCCUCCGGUAGAGCCUCAACUACUACGCAGGCACUGGAUCUUGCCUUCGGUAGAGCCUCAACUACUACGCAGGCACUGGAUCUUGCCUCCGGUAGGGCCUCAACUACUACGCAGGCACUGGAUCUUGCCUCCGGUAGGGCCUCAACUACUACGCAGGCACUGGAUCUUGCCUCCGGUAGGGCCUCAACUACUACGCAGACACUGGAUCUUGCCUCCGGUAGGGCCUCAACUACUACGCAGACACUGGAUCUUGCCUCCGGUAGAGCCUCAACUACUACGCAGACACUGGAUCUUGCCUCCGGUAGAGCCUCAACUACUACGCAAACACUAAAUGUUGCCUCCGUAAGAGCCUCAACUACUACGAAGAUAUUAUAUCUUGCCUCUGAUGGAGCCUCAACUAUUACGCAAAUACUGGAUCUUGCCUUUGGUGAAGCCUCAACUACUACAACGAAACUGAAUCUUGCCUCUGGUGAAGCCUUAACUACUGUGAGCUAUAAAAUUUUAUCUCCUAAUUUUUAUUGAUCCCUUGAUUAUAUCUUCAGUAUGACUUACAUAGAUUUGUCCUAGGGAGAACCUCAACUAGUAGUAGCUCAACAGCUUUGAGUCAAUUUUGAGAGGUCAUAUGCUAUUCUUCAUCGGAGUUUUUAGUCUUCUCCAUCUUGUUCUUUAAUGAUUUUUAUUCUCUAGUUCUCCGUCUUUGGUGACUUGUUAUCUUUAUUGAUAUUAUUCACCAUUUUAGCUUGCCUAAGAGUUUAAACUCAAGUUGUUUGCUUCAUAUUUGAGUUGAACUCAAACUAAUCUUUUUUUUUUUUGGGGGGUAAGUGGCUUAAACUAAUCUUUAAUCGGACUCAAUUCUCUCUUACCUGGCUCGUGUAUGUUUUGAUUAUGGAAACCUUAUUUUAGCAAGCAAAAGGAAAGAAAGAACCUGCUUCAAACAUAGUUCCCAAUGUCUAACUUAAGCAUUUGUUGCAAGUGACACAUUCACAACUAAUCUCUCUCUGUAAAUCUUAGUUUGGCUUUAACCCCACUUAGUGGUACAAUUUACAAUUUCUAUGAGACAAUCAAAUACGCCCAAAGGCAACAGCUACCAAAAGCAACUGUAAGAGGAAAAUCAGUUUGGUUCAAAUUUGGCCAAUAUUUAGUUCAAGAUCAGUUAGAAUUGAAGAAAAGUUAGUUUAAGAUCAAAUUAAAAUCAACAAAAUAACUCAAACUCAAUUCAAAAAAUUACUUCAAAUUUGAUCUGAAUCAAUUUAGACUCAAAUAUUUUGAUUUAUUUAAACCCGGUCGAUUUUAUAAAACACUCUCAAUCUUUGGCUCUAAGACAAUUCAUUCAAUUCAAACUCAUACCAUUUGAAUUUAAUCCAACUCUACUUCCAAACAAAGUUACUUGAAAAACUGAAUGUUGAAGGUCCAUUAAUUAGACUAACAUUCAAUUUUGUGGAUUGUGGGGAUUAUUGACUACUUAAAAGACACUAAUAAAGUAUAUACUACUAAUUUUCAGGAAAUAAUAUUGCUAAAAUUGUUUUGUAGAGCGUCUAAUUUAACCUCCCUCAUGUCAAAAUUAAUUGACGAUAGCAAUAGUGAUGGCAAGGGGUGUAUGGUGUAGCUUUUUGUACUUAGGGGUGAUUCAAAAAUUUCGUGAGUUUUAGGGGGUGUUUUAAUGUCAACUCUCCACCGUCCUUGGUAAGUUGGUUUUGUCUUGUUUUGUCUUUCAUUCCCUCUCUAUGCUGAUUAUUCUUUGGAACUUCAGAAAUAGCAUGGAUAGAGAAAUCAGGGUCAUCCCUCUUCUGCUCCAGAAGACGGAUGAUUUCUUCAUCAGUGGGAUGGAAUCUGAAGCCAACAACAAAGUCCAUUUGUGAUUUAGCUGGAUAUAUCUGGUUUAAUUUGAUGCAAAAGUCUUGGUAUUUGAUAAAUAAGAACAGGAAAGUGGGUGAUUGACUCAAAGUACUGGCGUUACUCCAAGGCACUAUGAGAGUGAUGUCUAUUUGAUGAUGAGUCGAAGGCAGCUUUAUGCAUUAAUAAAUUUAUUUGUUGUACAGUAUUAAGCUUAGCUCUGAAGCAGUUUAAAGAAGACCCACCUUAAGUUCUGAUUUCUUUUUCAUGAUUGCUGUUCCACUUACAAGAGCUUUUUGCCUUCCAUCCCUAGUAGAAAGGCCGGAAAUUUCAGAGAAAUAUUCUUCUCCUUGUAUCAUGUAAUAUGGCCUUUAAUUCACGAAAGGUCCUUUUUUUAUGACUAGUUUAUGAGUACCCCGCCAACAAAAUCUUUUCCAUUGUGCUUCUCAUUGUCUUGUUUGUGUUUUUAAUAAAAUCUUUCAUAGACCUUCUAGAC